Molecule: messenger RNA, 3196 nt
Organism: Gracilinanus agilis (Agile Gracile Mouse Opossum)
Lineage: Eukaryota; Metazoa; Chordata; Mammalia; Didelphimorphia; Didelphidae
Gene: PRCP
Product: prolylcarboxypeptidase
Exons: 9
Coding region: 336-1502 (388 amino acids)
Biological process (GO): negative regulation of systemic arterial blood pressure; proteolysis; angiogenesis involved in wound healing
Molecular function (GO): dipeptidyl-peptidase activity; serine-type exopeptidase activity
Source: RefSeq, a predicted model, not a curated record
CCAUUCUCCUACUUCCUGCUGCCUCAUCCUUCGCUCUCCUCUCGCUGGGCCUGCUCCUGCUGAACCCCGCAGCUGCUGCGCCCCACCUGCCUCGGGCUGCCCAGACCCUCCGGCUGUCUAGUUUGUCCAACCACAACCCCGCUCAUGCUGUGGGAAUCAGCUAUAAGACCCAGUACCUGGUGCAGCAGGUUGAUCACUUUGGAUUUGAUGUUAAUUUAACAUUUAAACAACGGUACCUAAUAGCCGAUCAAUACUGGAAGAAAGAAAAUGGUGUAAUACUUUUCUACACUGGAAAUGAAGGAGAUAUUACCUGGUUUUGCAAAAAUACGGGCUUCAUGUGGGAUGUGGCUGAGGAGCUGAAAGCCAUGUUAGUAUUUGCUGAGCAUCGCUACUAUGGAGAAUCCUUACCCUUUGGUAACCUGUCAUUCACUGAUUCCAAGCACUUGAAUUAUCUGACAUCAGAGCAGGCUCUGGCUGACUUUGCAGUUUUAAUUGAAUCCUUGAAAAAAGAAAUCCCUGGUGCUAAAAACAGUCCUGUCAUCGCUAUAGGAGGCUCAUAUGGAGGGAUGCUUGCAGCCUGGUUCAGAAUGAAGUAUCCUCAUAUAGUGAUUGGAGCUCUUGCAGCCUCUGCUCCCAUCUGGCAAUUUAUGGAUUUGGUCUCUUGUGGAAAGUUUUUUGAAAUUGUAACCAAUGAUUUUAAAAAAAGUGGCCCCAACUGUUCAGAAACCAUCCAGGGCUCCUGGAAAGCAAUUGAUAGACUAACAUCCACAGGUGAAGGUUUGCAGUGGAUUUCUGAAGCAUUUCACCUGUGCAAUCCAUUAAGAAGCCAAACAGAUAUACUUGUGUUGAAAUCAUGGCUAGCUGAAACAUGGGUAAAUCUGGCAAUGGUGGACUACCCAUAUAGUUCAGACUUUUUAAUGCCCUUGCCUGCUUGGCCUAUUAAGGAGGUAUGUAAAUAUUUGACCAAUCCCAAUGCGUCAGACAAAGAAUUGAUACAGAAUCUUUUCCAAGCAGUGAAUAUCUAUUACAAUUAUUCUGGAGAGGCAAACUGCCUGAAUACUUCACAAACAGCGACAAGCAAUCUUGGAAUCCAGGGCUGGACCUAUCAGGCCUGCACAGAAAUGGUAAUGCCCAUUUGCACCACUGGUAUCAGUGAUAUGUUUGAACCUCAGCCAUGGGACUUUGCUGCAUAUUCUGAUCAGUGUUUCCUAGAAUGGGGUGUGAGACCUAGACCAUUAUGGAUUCCGACUGUGUUUGGUGGUAAAAACAUCAGUUCACACAGUAAUAUCAUUUUUAGCAAUGGUGCAUUGGAUCCAUGGUAUGCAGGUGGAGUGAAUGAGAACAUCACAGAUAAUCUUGUCUCAAUAGUCAUCCCAGAUGGGGCCCAUCACUUAGAUCUACGUGCCAGGAAUAUUGAUGACCCUGAGUCAGUGCUAUUUGCUCGAACCAUGGAAGUUGACUACAUGAAGAAAUGGAUUGAACAGUUUUAUGGGCAUCACUGAAUAGUGACAUGGAGACACCAUGAUGAUGUCACACUCUUUUUCCAAACAUUACCCCCUGUACUUUUUCUGUGUAUUCUUUUCCCAUGAUUAGAUGAGGGGCAAGAGAAGCAAAGUACUUGUAAUAAAAUUUCCUCAGUUGGAUUUUUAUUUUCUGGGAGCUGGAUUUCAAUGUUCCAUAUCCCUAAAGAGAUCCUUUUCAGUUUUUACAAACCGACAAAAGCCUCACCUGGUGUUUUCUUCCUGAAUACCAGGAUUCUCUUAGGAAAGAGGAAAGACUCUCCUGAGGGACAGCUUAACUAAGCUUGGACCCUUUGAUCUUCACAGGUUCAGUUUUUCAAAUCACUUUGGGGCUACUUGUCACUUCUCAUCAGAGAAUUAUGAAAAAACAAAAAAGACAAGCCAGAAGUGUUAUUAAGGGCAGAGGGGUAGUGAAAAAAUGAUGCCUGCUAUUGAGAGAACCUUCUUAAUAGGCCACAUCUAGAACAUGGGAAAUAUUUCUCUUGUUCUCAGGUUGUUUAACCAAAAAUGUAAGUUGGCUUGUGCUAUUGUAAAUAAGGAAUAGGACUGGGUCUUAUACCUGUUUGUUUAUAUUAAAGUACACACCGGCUGUCUUUGUACAGGGCACAUAUUUAAUUUGGUUGGUUGUAUAAUUUUUUUUCUUUUAUGUGUUUCUUCCCUCCUUGGCAUCUUCUUUUAAUUCUGGGAUAUUUGCCAUGGUGGUUCAGCCAGAGAGAAAUUUGACUAUUUUCUGCCCUCUUUCUCUUUGUUUUUGUUUUUUAGAUCCAUUUUGGGACACUUCGGAUAGCCUCUGCUGGUUUAGAAAAUUAUUCAACUUUGCCCACUAUGUACUUUGGGGACUUCUUUCUAUAUAGUUUGGCACUUCUAGAUGUUUCAAUAUAGGCCUUAAAAUUAUAAGAUUAACUCUUCAAAAUUGGUUACUUUUACCUUUCUUUUUUUUGUCGUUGGUUAUGGUGAUGUAAUUAAAGUCUGGGAUGACAUGGUACAUAGGGGCAGGUGCACAACAAGUUUCCUGUUUGGUAUCCAAAAAGGCCACUUGGCCAAUUCAGAGAGACAGCAUUUUUGACAUUAAUAAAUGGCUGAGCUGUUCCUAUUUUCAAGCUUUUGGCUUCUUUCAUGCAGCACUUACACUGAAACCUUUCUUAGAGCUUUUUUAGGAUAACAAAUAGGGCUGGAUCAAAACCUUUCAAGGCCAGAGAGGGACUCCCUUAAACAGCUUCUACUUUGUUGAAAGCCUUUUUCUCUUAUUUCUGCUGUUCUCUUUCUUCAGUAUUCUUCCCAUUGCCCUGCCUUGGGAACAAUGUGUGUUUUUUAAAAAAUGUACCUCAAGCCUAUUCACUUUUUAAAAUGCUGAUUCAUGGUUUUAUCUCAGAUACAAGAUAAAGGGUUCCCCUGAUUUUUUUUUUUUGUGUGAUCUAGGAAAUACAGGAAAACAAUUGCCCUUUUUAAAGGAAUAUCCAGUUCUCCAUCAUAUUGAAUUAUUUUGCUACUAUUUUCAUUUUAAACUCAGUACAAUUCCUUGAUUUUGGAGAUCUUAUGACCAAAGUGUAACUAGUACUGUUUUGUAUUACCCGGGAGUAGUUGUUUAAUUUUGAAUUUAUAAAUUGAUAUUUUCCCAUUAUGUUUCUGUGAAUGGCCCAAGAAAAUUUUCAUUAAAAUGUUCAUUUUGUAUUAUA